Messenger RNA from Prorocentrum cordatum, 3250 nucleotides. The record is from the annotation of a GenBank genome assembly. NCBI's taxonomy places the organism in Eukaryota, Dinophyceae, Prorocentrales, Prorocentraceae.
GCUGAAGCUAUCCUGGCUCGAGCAGCCCCGCGUCCGCUGCGCGCGCGCGGGGGGGGAGGCGCCUGGGCGGCGAUGGAGGCGCCGCCGGCGCGCGCCACCGCCGCGGCAGCGGCCCCGCGGGUGCGGCCGGGCAUCCCGCCAGGAGGCUUCAGAAAGUCGCCAGCCGCCGGGCCGCUGCCGCGGCGGCGCGCAGUUGCCACCUCCCGCCAGGGGUGCCCUGAACAGGAACCACCGAGGCUGCCUCGCGUCAGCCCUUGGCUGCGGCAGCAGGGGCGGCCGCUGGCUGGCGCCUUGCGGCACGACGUAGGCGCUGGCAGCACGCGCGGGCCACGGCGGCACGAGCGACGGCGCUGGAGACGCAGACGCUGGCGGCGGGAGCGCGGCUGCUGCAGGACGCGGUCGAGGCGUCGCAAAGCGGGGGCCGGAUCACCGACUUCAGGGAGGUUUCCCAGGAGAAGAACCGCCAGUCGUACGUCUCGCAGCAGAGCAGCGCGACGGGCGAUGAGGAUCCGAACGCGGUAGACGAAGAUGGGCUCCCCCUCGUGUAUUCUGUUGACCGCAUUGCCAAGUUCUGGGACACGAGACCUGGGGAGCUCUCCGAGCGGUGGGCUCGCUUCCUGCAGAUAUCGACCCCUUUCAUCACGAAAUUCUUCUACACGCUCCUCCAGAAUAAGCUGUGGGAGAAUGAGAGGGAGCUCGCGAAACAGGCCGUGGACAACCUGACGGAACUAGGCCCCACGUUUGUGAAGCUGGGGCAGGUGCUGUCCAUCAGGCCCGAUGUUCUCCCGCAGGUCACCAUGGAGGAGCUCUCCAGGCUGCAGGGUGAGGUAAAGGCCUUCUCUACGGCAGAGGCCCGCGCGAUGGUGGAGAAGGAGCUCGGGAAACCGAUCGACGAGCUCUUCAGCUCCUUCAGCGAGAAGCCGGUGGCUGCCGCAUCUCUUGCGCAGGAUCGGUGUACAAGGCAACAUUGCGUGAGACGGGCGAGGACGUGGCCGUGAAGGUUCAGAGGCCAGGCGGUUUGUCGACGGUCUCUAAGGACCUCUACGUCCUCAGGCGGCUGGCUGACAUCUCGCAACCUCUGAUCAGGCGCUUCACUUCCGAUGAGACAGACUACAUUGCCUUAACAGAAACUUUUGCAGAGGGUCUGUACACUGAGCUCGACUUCCGCAAUGAGGCGCUGAACGCUAUCCGGAUGGAGGAGUUGAUGCAGCAGAGUGUCCCCGAGCACAUUUGGAGCAGGGUGAUCAUUCCGGAGCCUUUGUUGGAGCACACCACCCGCAGGGUCAUGCUCUCGAAGUGGGUGAAUGCUGUGAAGCUUAACACCUUGUCCCAAGCGGAGAUCAAGGAGUACAUCGACCUUGGGCAAGAGGUCUUCCUCACCCAGCUACUGGAAAUCGGCUUCUUUCAUGGGGAUCCUCACCCUGGAAACUUGCUGAAAGUUACGGAGGGACCAGACGAGGGCAAGCUUUGCUUGCUCGACUUCGGGCUCGUGGCGCAGGUGCCACCUGCGGACCGCGAGACGAUCGUGUCCGCGGUGGUCCACCUCGGCACACAGAAUUGGGACGCCUUCAUCGACGACUUUAUAAAGCUCGGUUUCCUCAGCGAGGAUACCGACAAGCUGGACCUGGCCCCCCUCCUGCAACGUGUGCUCGGGCCGUACCUCAGAGGCGGCGGCGCCAGCGCGUACAAGGAUGCCAAUUUCCAGGCUCUCACGCAGGAUUUAUUGAAGAUUAACACCGAGGUCAAAUUCUCCAUCCCACCGUACGUCUCGCUGCUAGCACGCUCCGUGGCCACCCUGGAAGGCAUUGCCUUGAGAGGCGAUCCUGGCUACCAGCUGGUGGCGCAGGCGUACCCUUUCGUGGUCCGGAAGUUGCUCAGGAACGAGUAGCCGGAGCUCCUUCGCGGCCCUCCGCGAGCUGCUGUACGACCCCUCCACGGAGCGCCUGCGGCCUCAGCGACUGGCCACCAUGUUGCAGGCCUCGCUGGGCGUGGUCGCGGACACGGAGACGCGGAAGGGCUUCAUCGACUUCGACACCGCGCCCGACGAGGGAGCCCCCCUAGUGGAGGUCCUGCGCUUCCUCCUGUCCAGGCAGGCCUCCAACCUGCGGCCGCUCCUGAGCGCGGAGCUGUCGUACGGCCUUGACCUGGCAUUCCGCCGCGGCGGGCGCCGCCUGCGCGACGCUUUGCGCCGGCUGCUGCAGCCCCCGCGGCUGCCCCUGAUCGGGCUGCAGCUGCCGGCGCUGCCGGCGCCGCCGCUGGUGGUGCCGCUGCCCCCCCGCGACGGUGCAGGCGCGGAUCCAACAGCCCCAGGCACAGGCGUGGGCCUGCCCCGGCUGGCCACGGCCGACCAGGUCCUGGAGGCAAUCCUGCCGCCGCUCAGGCCAGGACGACGUGGACCUCGACACCUUCUCCGGGGCCGUGCGGAGCGCGCUGCUGGGUGGCGAAGCGCCGCCGUCCGAGGAUCGGACUUUCCGCUGCCCUCUCCCCAAGCGGUGCUGGCCACAAUCUCGGCGCUGGGCGGACGUGGCAGCGAGGGCGCGCCAGAGUUCGUGACAGCGCUGCGCGAGAUGCUCGCAAGCGGGGACACGCGCUCGGCGCUGACUGAUGAGGUCCUUGCGGCCGUGGCGAAAGACCUUCUGAGUACUUGGCGCGCCAGGCUGGACGCAGCCGAGCUGUAGGGCUGGCCGCUGGCUGAUGGCCAAUCUGCCUGGCCCGCGCCGGCCGUGGCAGGGCGCGGCUACGCACCUGGCCGUACCACCGCCCCUUUCGUAGAUUUUACCGUGUGUGCGCCAGGCGCUGCGGCGCAGCGGCUUUAAAGGAGGGAUGAGGGACGCGGGAGGCGGGGAGUAAUGAGGAGGAUGAAUGAGGUUGUUUCGCUCGUGUGUUGUUGUUCUUGUCAUUUUCCCAGUGUGUGUAUGUGUUUUUCGGGCGGGUGCCCCGGUUUUCUGUCUGGGCGGCGCUGCCGCUGGCGCCGAUGGGAGCCAUAGUCCUGACCAGAGACAUGUACGAGCAGGAUUUUUCGCGUGCGGCAUCUGCCCUCAAGACAGGGCCAAUGUUUUUUCUCCAAUGGUCUCCGUUCACGCCUUCAAGUUGGCAUACGUCAUUUGGAGAGCGGUUUUGCCCAGGUAGCCGUUGCGAUAGGGGAGUUCGGGAGUUCGGCAUUGCGCUGUCCGCAGCUCCGCAGUCGCUCCUCCACCACAGUGUCCGUCUCCUCCGUAUCCUGCUGGUGCUGCUUCUUCUCGAUCUCCGG